GCGUAAUCGGACCACUGCCACGCCCAUAAAUCGCCAUUAACCUAAAACCUACAAAGUGCUAUAACUAAGCACUUAAUUAAGAUAUAAAACUAUAAUUUUGAACAGGGUAUCACAGUAACAAAGGGCUUCUGUGGAUAACAGUUUUUGGAAAAAGUGGGCAUGGCCCCGCCCCCUAAUAUGUUUAAUGUGCAUAUCUCUUAUAAGCAGGUAAUGGUUAACAAAAAUUAACCUCGAAGCUAACCUUGUUGCGUUCACAUAUAGCAAAGAUAACCCAAUUAAAUGAGAGAAAUUGACAGCUGUAUCCAUUUGGGUUUUUUUUUUGUUUACAUAUUUUCUUCUUGUAAAAAAUAAGUUAAUAAAUGAGUGAUGGAUACAAAAUUGAAAAAAUGUUUACUUUUGUUUGCUACAAACCAAGAAGAAAGCAAUAAAUAUCUAACUGCAUGAAAUUCCUGUAGCCGAGAAUAUAAAGUUGCUAUCCAACAAAGUGAGCAUGAAUUACGGAUACGAAAAGCUCGAGUAAUAUCGAUUUAUUAUGAAAUAUUAAUGUUGACAACAGUACCUCUUUGUAAGGAAAUCAACCCAAGAAGUAUUUGGGCAUACAAGCGACAUGGGAACUUCUGGGAAAAGAAUGCUCCAUCAAUGAACGACCGCGUUUUUAAGGAAACCUUUCGCAUGAGCAGGGCAACCUUUGAAAUAUUGUGUGAAUAUGUCAAAGGUAUUACCAAACAGGAUUCAUGCUAUAGGAAGUGCAUCCCAUUGCAGAAAAGGGUAGCUGUUGCCGUCUACACAUUAAAAUCUUCGGCGGAGUAUGAAACUGUUGCACGACUAUUCGGUGUUUCGAAGGCAAUCGUCAGCGAAAUAUUUCUUGCUUUUUGCCAAGAAGUGUGGCAAUCAUUGCAUCCCAUUUAUUUAACAGAACAAUUAAGGAACAGUGAAAAAGUGGAUGAGUGUGUUCAUGGGUUUGAGAAGCUUGGCUUUCGGCAAUGUCUUGGUGCCAUAGACGGUUGCCACAUUAAAGUUCGGCCACCUGGGAAGGAUUGCACGGACUAUUACAAUAAUAAGGGGUGGUACUCCACAGUUUUAUUUGCCCUUGUAGAUUAUAGAUAUCGCUUUCUCUACAUUAAUGUUGGCUGCCUAGGUCGAUGCAAUGACUCGAAAAAUUUUCAAUGUAGCAAACUAAAUACUGCAUUGAAGGACCCAAUCUUCACUGCAAAAAGCAAAACUAUUAAUGGCGUGAAUGUUCUUGCGGGAGUUAUGGGUGAUUCGGCUUUCCGAUUUGCCAACAAUCUAAUGAAGCCCUAUCUAUUCCAAGUACAUCUUCCAGAGCAUGAAAAAAUUUUUAAUUACCAAUUGUCCAAAUGCCGAAGAGUGGUGGAAAAUCCGUUUGGACACCUAAAGGCUCGUUUUAGGAGAAUAGGGAAAGGAGUCGACAACCACAUCAAAAAUGUUCCUCUUAUAAUUAAAGCAGCCUGUACAUUGCAUAACUUUUUAAAUUGUCAUAAUAAUGUCAUCAACCACAAAUGGAUAGAAGAACAAACCACUUACGAAAGUAGUGUACGCCUGGAACAGCCCGAGCACACAGAUGCUGUAGGAGAUUUUGAAGCAGAACCUGAAACAAUUAGAAGAGCGAUUGCGAAUUCAUUUUGCAAGUUUGUUCUACAUUUACUCCGGAGUCGUCGAAAGUCCUGCAAGCUCAUCGCUUGAAAUGAAUUGGGAUUGGCUGCUCGUCGAAGGGUAGAUAGCAGCGCAACCAAUGUUGUCUUCUGGUUCCACAUCUUCAAUUAAAAUAAAAUAAUAAAUAAAAGAGCAAACAAAAGUUUCAUUUUUAUAUUACCCAUACUCUCUUGCAUGAGUUCUUUGAAAUUUACUGCUUUACUACCACUGAGUAUUUCUUCCACCUCCUUGUAGUGGAUCCAAGAGGAAGGCGAACCACCAGUCAUACCCACCGCAUUCUUUUCUAAUCUGUAAAAUAAAAUACAUAUUAUAAUGCUGUGAGUAUGCAGCAAAAUAUACUUUUUUAAUUUUAAAUGUACUUACUUGUAUCGAUUGGUAAAAUUAUGCACUUUUUCCUUUAUUUCAGCAGCAAUGUAGUUCAUCUGAUUUUUUGAACAUUUCUUUUCCAAACGCGCAAAGAUAUGAAAAUUUUUUUUUUGCGCUUCGUAAUUCUUCUAUACUAUCUGCCCAGUGCAAUAGCAGCAAUUUCUCUGCAUCUACUGUCCAUCUAACACGGUUUUUCCUUUUCCUAAUUACAAUUUAAUAAAAUUAUUAUAUAUAAGUAUAUUUGUAUGCAUAAAAAAUAAAAAUAUAUAAAUUCAAAUUUA
Molecule: messenger RNA, 2321 nt
Organism: Bactrocera tryoni
Lineage: Eukaryota; Metazoa; Arthropoda; Insecta; Diptera; Tephritidae
Exons: 4
Coding region: 544-1704 (386 amino acids)
Source: RefSeq, a predicted model, not a curated record